AUGGAUCACAGAAUUCUAGACCUCAUUCUCGUCUGCGCAAAGGGCCUCAAGAAAUCCAGUUUCAUCGGCAGAAUGGACGUCUACGCCGUCGCUUCCAUCUCCGGCACCACCGGCAAGAUUCAAAAACUAAGAACCACCGUAGAUAAAAACGGAGACACCGACCCCACAUGGAAUUUUCCGAUGAAGUUCAUCAUCGAUGAACCCGCUGCAUUACAGAACAACCACAUACUCGUUGUUAAGAUCAAGGCGGCGAGGAUUUUCAGGGGAAAGAAUCUUGGAGAAGUCCAUGUUCCGAUCAAGGAUCUUCUGGACGGUGUAAAAGUUGAAGGGAAGUCGUUAGAAAGUGUUAGUUAUCAAGUGAUAAGGCGGUCCGGUGAGCCGAAAGGGAUUCUAAGUUUUUGGUAUGAAGUUGGAGAAAAAUUUACAGGUAAGCCGGUAGAAUCGGUUACAGUGUAUCCGCCGCCACCACCACCACCACCAAUGCCGGAUAUUUGGCCCAGUGAGAGUUGGAUUAAUAACUCGGGUAUGGGGCUUGGAACCGGUUUGAUUGGCGGUUUUUGA
This is a messenger RNA of Helianthus annuus (common sunflower), 561 nucleotides long. RefSeq names its product protein SRC2. Gene Ontology annotation, biological process: defense response. The transcript has a single exon. The record is from RefSeq and is a predicted model, not a curated record. The coding region runs from base 1 to 561 and encodes 186 amino acids. Lineage: Eukaryota; Viridiplantae; Streptophyta; Magnoliopsida; Asterales; Asteraceae.